AUGUCUUUCAAGGUCAAGGCCCUGUACGAGUACUCCUCGCCGCACGACGAUGACCUGAAUUUCCCAGUCGGGCAGAUCAUUACUGUCACGGAAGAGGAGGAUGAAGACUGGUACACCGGAGAGUACCUCGAUGAGGCUGGAGCUAAGCAUGAGGGCAUCUUCCCUAGGAACUUCGUCGAGAAGUACGAGCCAGUCGCCCCGCCUCGCCCGACUCGGACGAGACCCAAGAAGGAACCCGAGCCUGCCCCCGAAGAGAUAGCCGCUGCUCCCGAGGAGCCUGCUCCGCCGGCAUUCUCCCCCAAAUCCGCUGCGCCAGAGCCGGCGGCCGCGCCGCAGGAGGAACACCAGCCUGCUUCUCCGCCUCCAUUGCCCACUGAGCCCAGGUCUCCCGUUGCUGCUCCUGCUCCUCGUGCACCCGAGCCCGCUGAGCCAGCUGAGCCCGAGCUCCCCUCGUCGCCUCCCCGCGCCCCCGCAGCAGAGUCAGUUGCUCAGUCUUCACCAAAGGCCGCACCCGCUAAGAAGGGGCCGCCUCCCGUGUCGCAAAAGCCGGCCAGCAGCGCUUUCAAGGAUCGCAUUGCUGCUUUCAACAAGACUGCUGCACCACCAAUCGCCCCCUUCAAGCCUUCUGGGCUGGGCGGCGCGUCCGGCGCCGCCUCGUUUAUCAAGAAGCCCUUCGUCGCUCCUCCUCCCAAGGGUAACACCUACGUUCCGGUCCAGCGGAACACUCCAGUGGCUCCUGUCUAUCGUCGAGACGAAGAUCCUGAGAUCAAGGAACGGGAAGCUGAAAAUGAGGAGACUGCUCAGAAGGCCGGUUUGAUGCCCACUGAAUCGAACGAGGGCGAUGAGGAUCAGCCCAAACCUUUGAGUCUGAAAGAACGGAUGGCACUGCUUCAGAAACAGCAGCAAGAGCAGGCGCAAAGACACGCAGACGCCGCUGCCAAGAGGGAGAAACCGAAACGCCCGGCAAAGCCUCGCAUGCCCAGCCACGAACCCGCUGCCGCCGAGGGCGCUGACGAGGAGGAAGCCGCUCAGCCGCCGCCGCUGGAUCGCACCGACACGGGUGGAACAGGAGGCAGAGCGUCCAUUGACGAGUCGCAUCCUCCAAGAGUGCCUGCGCAGCCUCGCCGCAAGCCAUCCAAGGGUCCUGAGCCUAGAGACGGAAACGAGGCGGACUUGUCUGGCGCUGGUGAGACGACGGAAGAUCAGGCCGAUCUUACCGAACGCGAAGAUAGCGAUGAGAAGCCCCGGCGCCCCUCUCGGGUGGCGACAGAAACGGCUGCAGCCGAAGAAGAACCCGAGGAGGCCGAAGAAGAGGAAGAGGAGGAAGAAGAUGAGGAAACCAAGGAGUUCCGGCGCAAGGAGGAGCUUCGGGCAAGAAUGGCGAGACUGGGUGGCGGCAUGGGAAUGCCUGGCAUGUUCGGUAUGCCGGCCCUUGGCGGUGCCCCCUCGUUGCCUCCAAAGAAGAAGAAGCCUUCUACUUCCGAGAGACGUCCUAGCGAGGACUCCCUACCGCUCGCUUCUCCGGGACACGCACCUCCCGUCCCCAUGAUGAUGCCUCUGCCAGGCUUGGGCGGUCCCCGGAAAUCCGAAGACAAGACACCGGUAACGGAGGAGCCGCCUGUUGCUUCUGAUGAUGAGGAGGACGACGAACCAGUCGCACGCAGUCCCCCAGCCGUCCCGACCAGCACCUCUGGUGCCCCCCCAAUUCCAGGCGGGCGUCCAGCACCACCCCCUGUGCCUGCGGAAUCCCGGGCUCCCCCACCUGCUCCUGUAGCAAAUCUUGCCAGGUCUGAGGGGUCUGAAUCGGACGACGAGCUGUCAGGGCCUGGGGCGUUAGAGACGCCACGAGGUGAAGAGGCUCCAGUGACUCGAGCACCGCCGCCACUGCCUCCUGUAUCUGCGCCUGCACCACCUGUGCCUACGUCUCCUCGGGUGCCAACAUCUCCUAGAUUUUACGGUGAUGAUUCUACGCCGGUGUCACCAUCCAGCAAGAGGGCCAGUCGACCUCCGCCUCCUGUCCCAGGCACAGCUCCAGCCCCUCCAUCUCAAACUAGACCACCUCCACCACCUCCCCCUGGCGGGUUGCCGAGGACGUCGAUUUCCUCCGACCGUCCAGGAUCUUCGUCCAAACCAUCCGCCCUUCCAGAGGAUAGUAAUGAAGGGGAGGUCACAGAGUACGACGGAGAUUACGACACAGACAUUGCUUCCUCUGUGCCGCAUAAGGAUGCUCUGAAGUCCCAUGGGCGGGAGUCAAGCAUUGAGGAUACUAUUUCAGUUGCAUCGCCGAAGGAAGCACCUCCCUCACUGCCGCCGCCCAUUCCCUCUGCUGCUGCCCCAAGAGCUGUGCCUCCACCGCCUCCUGUGCCGAGCCAGCCGCCGCCAGACAGUCGACCAGACACUCGACGGUCUGUCGACGCUCCUCGAGCAGCGCCCCCGCCACCUCCACCCACAAAAGCCCCGACACAGGAUGACGAUUAUGACCCUUACAACUACACCGCCGCUGCGACGUCUCCUCCGAUCCCUGCUGCGCCAAGCUUUUCUCAGCCGCCGCCGCCUCCUCCUCGUCCGGAGGAUGACUACGACGAGCCCUCUUACCAGGCCGAGCACAGGGCUGCUCCAGUUGCUUCAGCCGGUCGACCUGCGCCUACUUCUCGCGGCUCACUAGAUGUUCGUACGUCUAGACGAUCUGUGGAUAUGCUGAACAGGCCGUCCAUGGAAUCCGGCUUCGUUGCCAAUGACGUUGACCUGGCCCCUCAGUCCGGAUGGUGGAUGCAACCAAACAGUCUUCCACCACAGUUGCAGGGCCGUAAGGACAUUUUCUUUGAAUCUGAUGAGUCUCAGUCCACUCAGCGUGGCACCAAAACGACUGUGACUCGAGACAUCUACGUUUUAUUCCAAGACUACUCGCAGACUGUCAUCACCGCGCGCUUUGACCCUCAGGAUGCAAAGGAUGUCCACUUGGAGCAACGCCAUGAGAGUCCUCCUCGAAGUCUGCGACAAGACCAGCUUGAAGAAUCAUACGAACGUUUCGGCCGCCCACUCUCUACAGCUGUGGCCGGAAAGAAAGACACUGUCGUUGGCGAUGGUACGCCACAGUCGCUUGUGCUAGAAUUACUUAAGCCUUACAAGGAUGCUCUCUUGCCCGUGGGCACUCGCGCAUACGGCGCACUCGUUUAUUCUAACCUCGCCAAUGCCAGCACAACACAAGCCGACCAGAUCCGGCCAGGCGACAUCAUCAGCAUCCGCAACGCCAAGUUCCAAGGCAAGCACGGCCCCAUGCACGCCAAGUACAGCACAGAGGUGGGAAAGCCUGACCACGUCGGCAUCGUCGCCGAGUGGGACGGGACCAAGAAGAAGGUGCGCGCCUGGGAGCAGGGCCGCGAGUCCAAGAAGGUCAAGCAGGAGAGCUUCAAGCUCGACGACCUGCGCAGCGGCGAGGUCAAGAUCUGGCGCGAGAUCGGCUCCGCGUCCCUGCCGAUGAGGUGCACCGGGGUGUGGUGCCCCGGCAACAACAGCGGCGCGAGCACCCCGGCGAGCGUCUCAUCGGCGAAGUUUUCUGGGCACCGGUCCACGGAGCGGUCCAGCGGGGCCCGCUACCUCGACGGUUUUGUGCGGCGGAGCCUCCAGGGCAGCCCGAGGGGCAGCUUCGACGGGAACCCUUGGUCUUAG
Messenger RNA from Diaporthe amygdali, 3669 nucleotides. RefSeq names its product SH3 domain-containing protein. NCBI's taxonomy places the organism in Eukaryota, Fungi, Ascomycota, Sordariomycetes, Diaporthales, Diaporthaceae. The record is from RefSeq and is a predicted model, not a curated record. Gene Ontology annotation, molecular function: protein binding. The transcript has 4 exons. Gene Ontology annotation, biological process: protein transport to vacuole involved in ubiquitin-dependent protein catabolic process via the multivesicular body sorting pathway. Gene Ontology annotation, cellular component: ESCRT-0 complex. The coding region runs from base 1 to 3669 and encodes 1222 amino acids.